AUGGCAGCAGUAAAGACAGAGGUGCACAGAGGGCCACAGCGGCUCGAGACGCUCCCGUACGGCGUUCAAUAUCGCCGCCGCUCUGGUCUGGCGUUCCCAAUCGUCGUUGCUCCGGUCCGGCGUUCCCUAUUGCCGCCGCUCCAGUCCGGCGUUCCCUAUUGCCGCCGCUCCAGUCCGGCGUUCCCUAUCGCCGCCGCUCCAGUCCGGCGUUCCCUAUCGCCGCCGCUCCAGUCCGGCGUUCCCUAUCGCCGCCGCUCCAGUCCGGCGUUCCCUAUCGCCGCCGCUCCGGCCUGCUGUUCCCUAAUGCCGUUCCAUGGAGUCAUUAAGCCUGUGAGAAAGAGACAUGGCCGACUCCACAUGAAUGUGAGUCGGGAAGAGCUGGCACCGACAUCAGCCUCGAGCGGCGAGGCACAAACAGGACUUCACAGAUUCUGGCCUCGAAAAAAACAAAAGCGAACCCAACGCCAUUCCAAGGGCUACAGCGGGAAGCGAACCCAACACCAUUCCAAGGGCUACAGCAGGAAGCAAACCCAACGCCAUUCCAAGGGCUACAGCGGGAAGCGAACCCAACACCAUUCCAAGGGCUACAGCAGGAAGCGAACCCAACGCCAUUCCAAGGGCUACAGCGGGAAGCGAACCCAACACCAUUCCAAGGGCUACAGCGGGAGGCGAACCCAGCGCCAUUCCAAGGGCUACAGCAGGACGCCAAGAGGUUCGGUGUAA
Molecule: messenger RNA, 723 nt
Organism: Knipowitschia caucasica
Lineage: Eukaryota; Metazoa; Chordata; Actinopteri; Gobiiformes; Gobiidae
Source: the annotation of a GenBank genome assembly